Messenger RNA from Phragmites australis (common reed), 1284 nucleotides. Its product is annotated as protein MIZU-KUSSEI 1-like. The record is from RefSeq and is a predicted model, not a curated record. Gene Ontology annotation, biological process: hydrotropism. The transcript has a single exon. The coding region runs from base 286 to 1167 and encodes 293 amino acids. NCBI's taxonomy places the organism in Eukaryota, Viridiplantae, Streptophyta, Magnoliopsida, Poales, Poaceae.
CCCGAACUGAAUCGCUGAAACGGUCGCCGUGCAGCGCUGGUGCGUUCGGCGCCAUUGGCUACGAAACGCGCUAACGAAUCACAGCAACUAACUAGCCAAAUCACCCGCCGCGCCGAACAGCAACGCGAACAGAAAUUGCAUCAAAACACCCCGCCGCGCCUCCUCCCAUGGGCAGCGCAAUCCCAACUUCAGGCCCUAGAUCGUGCUCGACGCCGGUCGAUCGAGGGAGCGAGCUACGCCGGCUGCCGCCGCACCGGUAGCUCAGGCUCAGCUCGUCUCCCUCCGAUGGCCGACGUCGACGCGGUCGCCACCGAGCGUAGGACGCGGCCGGCGUCGCUGUCGUCAGAGGACACCGACAACGAAGUCGUCGACAAGAAGCCCAUCCUGCGGCUGGCGUUGCCGUCCCCGAUGCGCACAGCGGGCCAUGCCUUGGAGGAACCGCCAAAGAGAAGGGUGCCGGGGCGCCGGUCGCGGACGGUGCGGAUGUUCCAGAGAAUGUGCCGGUCGCUCCCGGUGAUGACGCCGCGGUGUGGGCGGCAGCUGCAGCCCGGGGCGUGCCGGAUCGCGGCGCCGGCGCGGCUCACAGCGUCGGACUCCCUGCUGUCGCAGUUCAUCGCGUCGUCUUCCGGCGUGGGGGCGUCCAGCCAGCGCUUGACCGGUACGCUGUUCGGCCAUCGGGACGGCCGGGUUUCGCUGUCCCUGCAGGAGAACGCGCGAUGCCAGCCGACCUUCGUCGUGGAGCUCGCGCUCCCGACGCACGCGCUUCUCCGCGAGCUCGGCUCCACCGCGGGAGCGCGCAUCGUGCUGGAGAGCGAGAAGCACGCGGAUGUCGACGGCGAGGGUAGUGCUAGCUGGCGCCACGACGACGGGUGGGUGCUCGAGGAGCCCAUGUGGACCAUGUUCUGCAACAGUAAGAGGGUGGGCUACGCGGUGCGGCGGGAGCCGACCGACGAGGACAUCGCGGUGCUGGAGAUGCUGUGGGCGGUGUCGAUGGGCGGCGGCGUCCUCCCCGGCAGAUCGGACGUGGACGGGCCUGACGGCGAGAUGGCGUACAUGCGAGGGAGCUUCGAGCACACCAUUGGCUCCCGGGACUCCGAAUCGCUGUACAUGGUCGGGCCUCCCGGCGGCGACUGCCCGGAGCUCGCCAUAUUCUUCGUUAGGCUAUGAUUGGGCAUACAGUGUACACAUCGCAUGCGAGGCUAAUUUUUCUCUGGUUGCCUUGUCUCGUCCUGAUUGUCAGAAAUGUUCAUUGUCAUCAAAGAUUAGGCAAAACCAAAAAAAGAA